CUGGAGGAGCACCAUGAGAGAGUGGGAGCGAGCUUUGGUCUGACUGUCUGGUUUUCAGUAAAUUUGCUCGCCGGCCCGACCGCAUUCACGGAUCACAAGGAAGAAUCAGUCGGAAUCUAUUAGUGGUGCUGUUAAGUGACAGAAAGGUACUUGAGAAUGAUUCCCGGAGAAAGAGUCUUCGUCCUGAUUUUCCUCGUUUAUCUAUCGGGAAUGCAAUUAUUUACGGACGCAACUAAAGUAUUGGGAAAUUGCCCAUCAUUUGGUAGUUCCAUGACACAAACAGAACUUCUGCAAGAAUUGGCGAACGAAUGCCGUUACGAUAAGAUGGUCAGGCCGCCUGGAGUGAUUAAUGAGACGGAUCCGAUCAGAAUUUACACCAGAGCUUUUAUCUACACGAUAAAAUCCAACAUGGCCAAAACUCUGCAAUUUGACGUGCACCUAAUGCUGCAGUUUCGAUAUCUGGAUAAACGGCUUAAAUUCACGGACAUAGCUCCUUAUUUGAGUCAAAUAUACGGCGGUCAGAACGCCCAUGCGCUGAUUUGGACGCCUACCGUAUACGUCGCCAACGAGCGUACCUCGGCGGUAAUGGGAAAUGGCGUCAAAGACCUGCUCAUCUCUAUCAGCUCUUCCGGCAUGGUCAUGUUGAACACUAGAUUGGAAACCACUCUCAACUGCGGCCUUCGAUUAGAGAAGUUUCCAUUUGACGUACAAGAGUGUCCGCUGGUAUUCGAAAGUUGGACUCACAAUGUGAACGAAAUGGUGCUAGACUGGGAUGAAGAUCCGAUUGUCAUCGCGGAUAAUUUAUAUCUGACGGAGUAUAAACUCGAGGAUACGUGGGUUAAUCGAUCCGGGGUGUCUUAUACACCAUCGCAACAUCAUUAUGGGCAUUUUGCCGGCAAUUUCAGCUCGAUAAAUAUUACGUUUAAAUUAGCCCGUGAAAUGGGAUUCUUCAUGAUGGAUUAUUAUGUGCCGUCUAUAUUGAUUGUGGUGAUUUCAUGGGUAUCUUUUUGGUUACACAUGGAUGCGGGUGCACCGCGAAUAGUUUUAGGAACAAAUACUAUUUUAGCAUUUAUGACACUUGCAUCGAAAGUCGAAAAUUCAUUGCCGAAGGUCUCUUAUAUAAAAGCGAGCGAAAUUUGGUUUUUAGGCUGCACAGUAUUUCUGUUCGCGGCAAUGGUUGAGUUUGCCUUUGUCAAUACCAUAUACAGGAGGAAAAAGAACGUACCGUUGAAAAAGGUCAAUAGCAAGUACAUUCUCAAGUCAACCCUAACGCCACGAUUAGCAAGAAAACAAUUUCAGAAGAAUACAACCGGUUUAGAACGAUCGCGAUCAUGGUCGUCGUUAGACAAUGCAAAUACGAACAAUGAGCAAGAUUUCACAAGUCAGAAUUAUCUCACUGUACACAGCUUUCCGAGCACGAUCAAUAUCCCAUCAGUAAGAAUAGAGGAGGAUAAGGAUCCAGAUUAUUCCGUUGGUAGCAUCACAACCAUCGACAGCCAACCUCCGGCUAAGCCAUUUUCACGCAGGCCGACUCUGGCCAAGUUACACAAUUUUACAACAAUGACACCUCAGGAGAUCGCACAAUGGAUUGAUAAACGCAGCAGAAUAGUAUUUCCCAUAUCAUUCAUCAUAUUCAACAUUCUCUAUUGGUCUUUUAUAUGGAUCUGAAAUCGCGGCUAUGUAAUGAAUUUCAGUCGAACCUCCCUAUUCUUAGCCCAGACAGUCAAAUCUGUUGAAAACAAAUUUUACAAAGUAUCUGUUGAAAACAGACUUUGCAAUCAGAAUGCCAGCAAGAACAUAACAGAAUCUGUUAAAAUCAUAGAAUAUGAUGGUAGAUUGACUAUAGAAGUCAAGCAAAGUUUGUGUAAAUUUAAUAACUAUUUAAAUUAUACAAUCUAUUUAAAUGAUAGAUGUUACUUGGUUUCUGCUAGUAAAUCAUAUGUUAAUUCUGUUAAAACACGUGUUUAAUGUGGAUCAAUCUGCAAUAUUCCGCUCAAAUCAGAUAACAAAUUGCUAACAUUUUGCUUGCUGCUCAUUGGAACUAACUAAACUCUUAUUAUUCUUAGCAUAUCCUCUCAAUUUUUUUUUCUUAUUCUAUUCCAAAGGCACAUACAUAUAGAAUGAAAAUGUUUUUUGACCAUGACUGCAAUAAUAUUUUCACUUCCCACAUGUACUGUGUGAAAAAUAGCAAAUAUGAAGUAGUAGAAGGAGACAGCAUACGAGAUACGAACAAUAAGAUGCAGAAAUUAAGAAUGCUAAGAAUAGAAAAGUUCAACUGAAUGGUCUGAAUGUAACUUGAUAAAUACGUUCUCUGCACAACGAAAUUUGAAACGGCGAGAAUGAAGAUGGAAUGGGACGAUAAAAUGCGACGGCACUAAUAAAAACUAUUGCGAAUAUAAAACUGCAAUAUUCUAAGAAAUUUAAUUGUGCGAUAAAAUUUUCAAUUGCUGUAGAAGAAUAGAGAAUUUGUAGAACUUAUUUAAAUGGAACUAUAUAUUGGAUUUAUAUUUAAAUUAUAACACGCAUAUCUCAAUUUUAUUUUCUCGAAAUAUAUGCAAUUUUAUAUAUAUGUAUUUAUAUAUAUGUAUAUGCGAAUUAAUUAAAUUCAAAUGAAAGGCAAAACACUGUGUAUAAAAAUUGCAGUUAACAUAUUUCCUAUCGGCGUCGUCGAUAUAUAAUUUCUGUAAAACAGAAUUAGAAAAGUAGAGCAUCUUUUCCAUCUUUUUCAUGUAACAUCUAUAUCAAUAUGCUAAUUCUCAUCACUAUCGUAAUUUAUACAAAAUUCUUUAUAAGAUAGAUUGAAGGCAUGUGAUCAUCAUAUACAUAUAUAUAUAUGAUAUACUUUUGUAUAUUAAAUAAUUUUAUAUUUUUUGGAGAGAUUCUAAUAACUUUGAUACGAUGUAAGUAUAAUUUUCGAAAGUUCUAUUAAAAUAAUAGUUCUGCAUACAUCAAAUAUUAGUGCAACUGAUAUUCCUCAAGUUGUUAACAAAAAUAGAGUAAUUUAGUGGACACACGCACACACACACACACACACACACACACACA
Wasmannia auropunctata (little fire ant) is the source of this 3045-nucleotide messenger RNA. RefSeq names its product glycine receptor subunit alpha-3-like. Gene Ontology annotation, molecular function: neurotransmitter receptor activity; transmembrane signaling receptor activity; extracellular ligand-gated monoatomic ion channel activity. Gene Ontology annotation, cellular component: membrane; neuron projection; synapse. Gene Ontology annotation, biological process: nervous system process; regulation of membrane potential; signal transduction. The record is from RefSeq and is a predicted model, not a curated record. The coding region runs from base 157 to 1668 and encodes 503 amino acids. The transcript has 9 exons. Lineage: Eukaryota; Metazoa; Arthropoda; Insecta; Hymenoptera; Formicidae.